Drosophila grimshawi is the source of this 5542-nucleotide messenger RNA. RefSeq names its product polycomb protein Sfmbt (gene Sfmbt). Gene Ontology annotation, molecular function: zinc ion binding. Bases 673 to 4563 code for a protein of 1296 amino acids. The transcript has 7 exons. Gene Ontology annotation, biological process: heterochromatin formation; regulation of DNA-templated transcription. The record is from RefSeq and is a predicted model, not a curated record. Gene Ontology annotation, cellular component: nucleus. Lineage: Eukaryota; Metazoa; Arthropoda; Insecta; Diptera; Drosophilidae.
UUUGCGCGUAAAAGAAUGCCAAAAUCUGGCAAAAUGUUUAUAAAUUAACAAAUGCAGUGAAAACCCUGCACUAAAUCUGAGCCGAAACAAAUCACACGUAUCCCACGGCGUAUUAAUUGUGCUAAUAUGUAAGUUUUCCGAUGCGCGAGGACCAAUUUGUGUGUUUUCUUUUGUGUUCGUUCGUUCAUCGUCUGGUCGCACGGUGCGCUUCAUUGACUUUUCGAGCGAGUGUAAAUCAUAUAAAAUGACCAAAAUCUGCACAAAUUAAUUCGGCUCUUGCAAGCAACAAUUUGAUAUAGCAUUGCAAAUAAGUGAGUCUUAAAAUAAGUGAAUGCAAAUGCUACGCAACGGAAGUUGAUGAGCACUUCACUAGCAGCUGCUCUACAAAAGAGAGAAAAAGACAAAAAAAAAAGGGGAAACAAACAGAAGCGGAACUGAAGCAGAAUUAGAAACAGGCGCCGCUGUUGAUGUUGUUGCUUGGGUCCAGCAUAUGGUCAGCAAGUGCAGGAGUCUCUUUAAUGCAUGUGUGUGUGCUUGUGUUUGUGUAUGUGUAUUAGUAUUUGUGUAUGUUUCAAUUGCAGCUGAGAAUUCGGUUUACAAAUGCGACAGCAAAAAGAUAAAAUAAAAACAAUAAUCGAGUAACUUACUGAAGCGACAACAACAAUAACAACAAUGAAUCCAGCUGAAUUGCACAUGAUGUGGAUGAGCAGCCAAUACAACUCGGAGCGCAUAUCAUUCGAGGAUGCGGCCCAAUUGCUCACUCACCCAACGGUUGGCCUCUCUGUCAUGGAGGACAUCACACAUCAACCCACAUUGGAUAUGAGUCCAAUGAUGAGCAUUGUGGGGGGAGAUUUUACGGGACAGGCUGCUGCAGCCGCAGCGGCAUUGGGCGUUCAGCCCGGAACGCUAAUUGCAACGAAUACAAAUAAUUUGUACGGCUUUGCGCACAUGGGCGGACUGCAGCAGCAGCUGUUGCAGCAAACCGCUGCGGCGGCUGUCUUUCAAAACUAUGCCGAGGUGAUGGAUAACGAUAAUGCUGGUGGCGUCGAUUCGUCGACGGGCGUCGAUGAUGAUCAACAGGUCUAUGGCCAAUUGGAUGAUGGUAGCUAUGAUGAUGGCGGCGCCAGUGGCGGUAUGUCGGAUCUAGAGCCAAAGCAGGAGAUCAUUAACAUUGAUGAUUUCGUUAUGAUGAACGAGGAGAAUAAUUCGUAUGAUGGCACUGAUUUUAUGACCUCAUCGGACAAGGACAUAUCACAGUCCUCGUCCUCGUGCAUGACCAACAUGCCAACCGUAAAUAAUAAUGAUCUGCUCGUGCCACUGGGCGAUGGUCUGUUGCAUCACAAGCUGUUGGGCACUACGCAUGCCAUGAUCAAUGCUACAGCUGCCUCAACCCUAACCGCCGGCAUGACUCUGUCUGGCGCUGGUAAUGGCUUCACCAAUAUUCUCAUUUCUGGCGAGGAUAAUGCGGCAUCAGCAGCCGCCGCAGCAGCAGCAGUUGCAGCUAACGCAAAGGUUAUGCGUACCUACAGCAUCGCUCCGGGCGGCUGUAAAGCUGGAAACAGCAGCGCCAUUUCCGGCCAUGGUUCCGGUUCCGGGUCCAGCACAUCAUCGAUUCGUGCACAGCGCAAAACUCGCAAAAUUGAGCCAGUUAAUAGACCAGGACUUGUGCUUAAAACACCGAUUGCCUACAAGGGCAACAUUGAUCCUUCGGUAAUACCGAUACAGAAAGAUGGCAUGGCUGUCUGUGAGCGUUGUGGUGCCAUCGGUGUGAAGCACACAUUCUACACGAAAUCGCGUCGUUUCUGCAGCAUGGCCUGUGCACGGGGCGAACUCUACUCGAUGGUGCUCAAUAGCAAAAUGGAUGCGAGCAGCUCGCCAGCGGCGCAACCACUUGAAAUGACAGAGACGAGCGCAUUGGAAACAGUGCUCGCCUCCGAACAGGAUAUACAGGAUCAACAGCAGCAGCAGCAACAGUCGGACAUUGAGCUAACGCUGCAAGCGGCACAUAUCAAAAACUCAAAUUAUCGUUUUCGCAUUACGGAUCAAUCGAAGAUCACACAGCUAAAUGGUUUUGGAGAGCCGAUGUCGCUGGGCGGCGAUGCGGCCGCCAACAAUGUGCAGAUGGCAACGGACGAGACAAUUGCGGCGCUAAAUGGCGGAGCCGUUGGAGACGCUGCGGCGCCACCAGCUGAGGCUAGCGGCAGCGAAAAUAAUUCUAGCGGCAGCAACACCACAUUUGUGAAUGCGGCACCGACGCCGAAAGCGUGGCGACUAUUUCGCGAUGUCUUUCCGCAGGAUGAUCUGCCACAAAUACCCAAAUACGAACGUCUUCCGGCACCGUGUCCCCAGAUGGAGAAAAUCAUUAGCAUACGGAGGCGCAUGUACGAUCCGACGCACUCGUAUGAUUGGCUGCCUCGACUGGGCAAGGGUAACUUUUAUGCGGCGCCUGUGACCUGCUUCCCGCACGCGCCCGGCUAUGAGGUGUGGGACAAUCUGGGCGUCGGCAUGAAGGUGGAGGUGGAGAACACCGAUUGCGACAAUAUCGAGAUCAUUCAGCCGGGCCAAACGCCCACAUCGUUCUGGGUGGCCACCAUACUGGAGAUCAAGGGCUAUAAGGCGCUAAUGAGCUACGAGGGCUUCGAUACGAACACCCACGAUUUCUGGGUGAAUCUGUGCAACGCGGAAGUUCAUUCGGUUGGAUGGUGUGCGACGCGCGGCAAGCCAUUGAUACCGCCCCGCAGCAUUGAGCACAAGUACAAGGAUUGGAAGGAUUUUCUCGUCGGACGUUUGUCCGGUGCCCGAACAUUGCCAUCCAAUUUCUAUAACAAGGUCAACGAUAGUCUCCAGUCACGUUUUCGCUUGGGUUUGAAUCUCGAGUGCGUGGACAAGGAUCGCAUUUCGCAAGUGCGCCUCGCCACUGUCACCAAGAUUGUGGGCAAACGCCUCUUUCUGCGCUACUUUGACUCGGACGAUGGCUUCUGGUGUCACGAAGAUUCGCCCAUCAUCCAUCCCGUUGGUUGGGCAACCACUGUCGGCCACAAUCUGGCCGCGCCACAAGAUUACCUGGAGCGCAUGUUGGCUGGCCGCGAAGCCAUGAUUGAUGUGCACGAGGACGAUGCAACUAUUGAACUGUUCAAGAUGAACUUCACGUUCGAUGAAUACUUUCUGGAUGGUAAAACCAAUGGCUUUAUGGAGGGCAUGAAAAUCGAGGCCGUCGAUCCUCUGAAUCUGUCCUCCAUUUGCCCCGCAUCAGUGAUGGCUGUGCUCAAGUUUGGCUACAUGAUGAUACGCAUCGAUUCGUAUCAGCCGGACGCCUCAGGGUCAGAUUGGUUCUGUUAUCAUGAAAAGUCACCGUGCAUUUUUCCCGCUGGCUUUUGUGACUCGAAUGGCAUUGCUGUGACGCCGCCCAAUGGUUACGAUGCGCGAACCUUUACCUGGGAGGGCUACCUACGAGAUACUGGCGCUGUUGCAGCCGGUCAGCAUUUAUUCCAUCGCCUGCUGCCCGAUCACGGCUUCGAGCCGGGCAUGAGUCUGGAAUGCGCUGAUCUCAUGGACCCGCGACUCGUUUGUGUGGCGACAGUGGCGCGUGUGGUUGGCCGCCUGCUCAAAGUGCACUUCGAUGGCUGGACGGACGAGUAUGAUCAAUGGCUGGACUGCGAAUCGGCGGAUAUAUAUCCAGCCGGCUGGUGUGUGCUCGUCGGCCACAAGCUGGAGGGUCCGCCGCGCAUAUCCCACCAGCAGGUGACGAAGCCAGCACCCAAGCCCAAGGUGCAGCGAAAACGCAAGACUAAAAAGGGUGGUGCCAAUGGGAAUGGAAACGGCACCAGCAACAAACAAUUGCCACACGACAAUAAUAUGCAGACAGCAGUAAAACCUCGAACGAUUGCCUUGAAGACGACACCACACUUGCCGAAGCUGAGCAUUAAGCUGGAACUGAAGCCGGAGCAUCACAAUGCUGCCUUCUAUGAGAAUAAUCAGGCCGAGGAGGACGAGGAUGAAGAUGGUGUGGCCGAUGAUGAUGUCGAUGGUGAUUGCAGCACCAGUCACAUUUCCGAGCAGUCCACAACGAAUUCGGAUCAGUUUGCGGCGACUGGCGGAACAGUAGUUGGGGUAGCCAGCACGGUAACACCAGCAGCCGGCUCGAAUGGCAGCAAAACAAUGGUAAAGAAAUCUUCUACUACUAAAUCUCCUGCGCCACCAAUUAUAGGUCGCAAAGCCACUAGCUACAUUGCGAACUCUGCCGUCAGCAACAGCAAGUACAUUCCACGUUUGGGCGAUGUGGAUACGGGUGAUGCGCAUUUGGAGUUGAUGCCGGAUAGCUGGAAUGUUUAUGAUGUGUCCCAGUUUUUGCGUGUUAACGACUGCACCGCACACUGUGACACUUUUAGCCGGAACAAAAUCGAUGGCAAGCGUCUGAUGCAGCUGACCAAGGAGGAUAUUAUCGAGAUGCUGGGCAUGAAAGUGGGACCUGCGCUCAAAAUCUCCGACCUCAUUACGCAGCUCAAGUGCAAAAUCAAUCCCAGCAAGUCCAGAUCGCACAAGACCAAGUCGCAGCUUUUAUAGUGCGGACUCCAGCCGGAAUCUAAACCCAAACAGAGUUUAAGGAAGCCAAGCGUAGUUGUACUUCAUUUUAUUGAAACGAAUGUUAUCACCGAUAAACUGCACGCAUCUACACGUGCAUAUUAUGAUUUAGUUUAUAAUAUAUAUAUUAUAUAUCAUAUAUAUAUAUGCACACACAUUUACACAUACAUACAUGAAGUAUUUUGUUAGCACUUGAAAUCGAUUUAAUGCCUAUAGUGGAUCCAUAAUAUCCAUUUACAGAUUGUGUAACUAAAUUUAGUCUCACUGCGCGCUAUAUAAUUGUAUAUAUAUAUAUUCUAUAUUAUUUAAUAUAGAGAUACAUGCGUAUCGCCGUGGUAAUCUUUAGUCUUUACACUCAUGUUAUCAGUCAGAGUUUCUAUAUAGCAAAAGUGGAUUUUGGUAAUUCAUUUUUGUCAUCCAUGCAUAUUUUUUAUAAUACUAAGUAGCGACAGAUCGAAGCAAGCAAACAACAUACAACAUAAUAUACAUAUGUACAUAGACACAAGCACAUAUACACACUUACAUUUAUACAUGGGUAUAUAACUAUAUAUUGUCUACAUAUAUACCGGAUAGGAUUGUGUUUAUAUAUAUGACAUGUGUUCUGUUACAGUAUUGUUGUUGCCACAAGCAAUGAUUCACCACUUUACAAAAAAAAAACAGAACCCAGAGAAACAGGCAGCAAUCUUGUGAGCAAACGCAUCCAGUAAAGAGCACAGCUGUCGCUCCUAGUCCGUAAGCAAAACAGGCCCAAAUCAAAUUGCAGCAGCGCAACUUGUCGCUCAUAUAUAUUUUUUUUAAAUGCAGCGUGAAACUGAAUUAAUAAUAUGUACUAUAAAUGAGUACUUCUCGAGAGGAAGGAAUGCAAACUUUAAAUUAGAUUAUCAUAUAUCUAAAUAUCCUUAAGAUAUCAGCUAAUGUCUAAAAAAAAAAACACAUAACUAAUAAAAACCGAAUUAAAAAU